Messenger RNA from Colletotrichum aenigma, 1158 nucleotides. Its product is annotated as Satratoxin biosynthesis SC1 cluster protein 4. The coding region runs from base 1 to 1158 and encodes 385 amino acids. The record is from RefSeq and is a predicted model, not a curated record. The transcript has 8 exons. NCBI's taxonomy places the organism in Eukaryota, Fungi, Ascomycota, Sordariomycetes, Glomerellales, Glomerellaceae.
AUGAGGGCCUCUCUGGUCUCGUUGCUCGUCCUUGCGGGAGUCGUGAGGCUGGUGUCUGGAUCUGCGUUCACCGACGCCUUGGGCGCGGCCCCGCAGUGUGCUGUCCGUUACAUGCGCUCUCAAGGCUCUGCCUCAGUAACCCUGCACCAUCGACAACACGACAUGUCUGUCACGGCACGCUACACGUUGAUUUUCCUGCUUAUCCUACCGAUCUCGUUCUUCGCCGCCCGGAUGAUUGCUAGAGGUCUGCACCUAACGACAUGGGGAGCUGAGGACACAACGAUUGUGCUGGCUUUUAUAUUCUUCUUGCCGUUUGUGCCAAUAACAUUCGUCAACAUUUUCAAGCUUCACCCCUAUCAAAUUACAAUGUUUCUGAAGUUACUCUUUGUCCUUCAACUGUUCUACAUCCUGGAUCUUGCGGUGAUCAAGGCCUCGAUCAUCUGUCUGUACCUUCGAGUCUUCAGCAUUAGUUUGUUCAGAACAGUUUUGUGGUGCACGCAGGGCUUCAACUUCCUCCUUGGGUUCUCCUACGUCCUCCUGAGCCUGUUGCAAUGCCAGCCGCUCAACCACUAUUGGAACGGAUGGGACGGCCGGCAUCCCGGCAAGUGUGCCGAUCUGAACUUGAUCGGACUCACCCAUGUCGCACUCAACAUUGGGUUGGAUGUCUGGGUGCUUAUUCUGCCGGCAUCCCAAGUGUACAAGCUCAACCUUCCUUUAAAGAAGAAGUUGGGAGUCAUGGCAAUGUUUGGCGUUGGUGUCUUCCUCACAAUCGUGAGCAUUAUCCGGAUCAAAAGUUUACUCGUCUUUGCCACAUCUUUCAACAUCACUGCUGAGACUCUAUGGGGUAUCAUCUGGUCUUAUGUCGAGCUCUGCGUCGGAAUUUCCGUCGCCUGCAUGCCAGCUGCCAGGCAGCUUGCUGUCAAGUUCUUCCCGAAACUCAUCGAUUUGACCCGCCAGAGUUUGACGAGGUCUACGAGGUCUGCCAGAUCAACCCAAAACACAAACACCGAACUGCGACCUGUAUCCAACAGCCGAAGAUCUAUGAAGUCCGACAAUACAGGAGUCUCUAUUCUUCAACCAGAUACCCGGUCUUUAACAGACACAAAUACACCAAAAAGCGCCACUUUUACGAUAGGUGGCUCACGGCAGCAGAAAUGA